Protopolystoma xenopodis is the source of this 972-nucleotide messenger RNA. The record is from the annotation of a GenBank genome assembly. Lineage: Eukaryota; Metazoa; Platyhelminthes; Monogenea; Polystomatidea; Polystomatidae.
AUGGAAGGUGUGGUUCCUCAUUCCCAAGCUGGUUCUCAUGCGCAAAGUUCCGGCCAUCAUUCUAAAUCAAUAGUCUCCAACAGUCCGCCUAAUCGUUUGCUCCCAUCAAGUAUUGCUCACUCGGACGAAGAUCAAAUCGCUUGGAUGCGUGACCGAAACAAAAAAGAUAGUCAUAAUCGAAUCGAGCGCAAGCGCCGUGAUUAUAUAAAUUGUCAGAUUUCUGAAUUGGGUGAGCUCUUGCCGGAGAGUUUGUUUCGUGAAGGAGAGUGUAAGAAAAACAAAGGAAGCAUUCUGAAAAAUUCUGUUGAAUACAUAAAUAUUUUGCGAAAUGAAGCUUCUAAGUGCAUUGUCAUUCGCAAGGAGGCUGAGUUGGCGGCAACUGUAAUCACUAGGCUUGAGAAACGAAUUUCUGAGCUUGAGAAGUGCAUGAAGCUAGAGCAGACUUCUCCUACUCUUUUGCCAGAGGAUAUGUCGCCACCAACCGAAUUUGAAUGUUCUCCUCAGUUGCAUGAAUGGCGCUCUAUGCAUGAAUCGAAUUUAGCCAACGGAAGCUUCUCAACUUCCCCCCUUAUCGGCCUUCUGCUCACUCAAUCCUUGCCCACACAGUCAACUUCUUGCAUUAUCCAUCAACAACAACAGCAGCAGGCUCCUUUGUUGACGCAAUUAGGUAACUGCAGUGGUGGCGCCGGAAGCCUCCCUUCGCCUGGGGGCACCUUCAUUUCUGGCGAAGCAAGUGAGUCCUCUCCUGGCCUCUCUUCCCUGUGCAAUGAGGAUACUCAGUUGGUCGUCGGCAGUCUAGGCAAUAUGGGUAUCCUUGUGUCAGGAACAAAUGGAAGUGGUCAAGCCUUGCAAUUGGCCGGAACUUCAGUCGGUUCAAGCAUGCAGGGAGACUCGAAGCUGUUUUCCGGUAGGAAGUACAUUAUUUUAUUGAGUUUCAAUUACAUUUGCAUAAAAUCGCUGCUGCCAUCUUGA